This is a messenger RNA of Phycomyces blakesleeanus NRRL 1555(-), 546 nucleotides long. RefSeq lists its product as hypothetical. The transcript has 3 exons. Bases 1 to 546 code for a protein of 181 amino acids. The record is from RefSeq and is a predicted model, not a curated record. NCBI's taxonomy places the organism in Eukaryota, Fungi, Mucoromycota, Mucoromycetes, Mucorales, Phycomycetaceae.
AUGCCUGCCCUGCACACUCUUCAGAAACAUAUACCUGUUACAGCUGCAACAAGUCUGGCCAUUUUCAAUCUAACUGUCUCCACAUCUCCAAACCUGCUCAUAGGUCAGCAAUCACUAACAAAUGCUCUUGCCAUCUCAACCAUUACAUCUGCAGAUUCCAUCUACAAUCCAGCUAACAAAGCUUUAUCUUCUCUUCUGCUGAUUGAACUACAAUGCAAUGCUAAUGUAGUCAGUCAUGCUGAAGAGGAAACACCAUCCAACAACACCGCCCAUAUUGCAGAUCCUGAAGACUAUACAAUGUUUGACGCUCUUGCAGAACAAGAGCCUGAGAUGGCUGCCAAUAAGCAGGCUCUUCUAGGGGCUAUUCAUGCUACUGAAACUAAAAGAAUAUGUUGUCUUACCCAACAUACACCUAAUCGCAACAUGAGAUGCAGUCUUUUCACGUCCCCCACAUACAAGAACACUGCAUCUCAUAACUCUUCGUCCUUCCCUCCACCAUGGUUCACUUGUCAAGCCCUCGGCACAGAGGCCAAAUCAAACCAAUGA